CGGGACAUGUCAGUCUAGUGGGCAUAACGCAAGCACUGUAAGCAGAGGUUGGCGGGCUUAUUUGCGUCGCGGCUUCUGAGGAGUGCAAAGCCAAGCGCUCGUCAUUUGUCUGUCGUGACAGGAGUGAGAAAUCUGUCUGCCGAAAAAGAUGGAGGGAAACAAAAGAACUAUGAGGGAGCGAUGCACCCUGAGGAAAGACAUCAUCAAAGAGUUUUUGGCGGAAUUUCUUGGAACGUUCAUCUUAAUACUCUUCGGCUGUGGUUCAGUGGCCCAGACGGUGUUGAGUCGGGGGGAGCUGGGGGAGCCCCUCACCAUCCACAUCGGCUUCACACUGGGGGUCAUGCUGGCCGUUUACGUGGCUGGGGGAGUGUCAGAAUGGGAUCAUAACACAGUGCCUCCUGCCCCCCAGGUGAUCGGCGCUGCAGCUCUGAUUCUGUGCAUCUUGGCGAUCACCGAUAAGAAGAACACUGGCGCUCCUAAGGGCAUGGAGCCGCUGGCCGUGGGCCUGACCAUCCUGGCCAUCGGCGUGUCCAUGGGCCUCAACUGCGGCUAUCCCAUCAACCCUGCCCGAGACCUGGCGCCCCGACUCUUCACUGCCAUGGCCGGCUGGGGCUUCGAGGUGUUCAGUGCUGGGAACUGCUGGUUCUGGAUCCCAGUGGCAGGCCCUCUGGUGGGGGGCGUGGUCGGGGCCACCAUCUACUUCCUGCUCAUCGAGCUGCACCACCCCGAACCCCAGAGACACGCGCAGGAUGACAACAACGUCAAGGAGAAAUAUGAGAUCGUCACCAUGAGCUAAACGCUAAACGCUAAACACACACACACACACACACACACACACACACACGUGCAGGAUGACAACAACAUCAAGGAGAAAUAUGAGAUCGUCACCAUGAGCUAAACGCUAAACACACACACACACACACACACACACACACACACACACACACA
Molecule: messenger RNA, 948 nt
Organism: Alosa sapidissima (American shad)
Lineage: Eukaryota; Metazoa; Chordata; Actinopteri; Clupeiformes; Clupeidae
Gene: aqp9b
Product: aquaporin 9b
Exons: 4
Coding region: 149-796 (215 amino acids)
Biological process (GO): glycerol transmembrane transport; water transport
Cellular component (GO): basolateral plasma membrane; plasma membrane
Molecular function (GO): urea transmembrane transporter activity; glycerol channel activity; water channel activity
Source: RefSeq, a predicted model, not a curated record